Molecule: messenger RNA, 970 nt
Organism: Uloborus diversus
Lineage: Eukaryota; Metazoa; Arthropoda; Arachnida; Araneae; Uloboridae
Product: nuclear cap-binding protein subunit 2-like
Exons: 5
Coding region: 117-605 (162 amino acids)
Biological process (GO): mRNA cis splicing, via spliceosome
Cellular component (GO): nuclear cap binding complex
Molecular function (GO): RNA cap binding
Source: RefSeq, a predicted model, not a curated record
AAAACUUAUGGUGGCAACUUUCCACUUGCCUUGCAGUUCUGAAGUUUCUCGAACGUACUAUUUCGGAAGAUUUCAUUACUGAGUUACAAAUAAUUCAAGUGUAAUUAAAAGUUAAAAUGCUGAAGUCCUACAUGAAUCGAUCCAAAGGACUUGAGCAAAGCUCCUAUCGAGAUCAGCAAUUUAAGGGUUCUCGUACAGAAUUGGAAAGAUUACUUCAUAAGACUACCACAUUGUACAUUGGUAAUCUCAGCUUUUAUACAACAGACUUGCAAAUAUAUGAGCUUUUCUCCAAAUGCGGUGAUGUCAAACGAGUUAUUGUUGGAUUGGACAGAUUUAAGAAAACACCUUGUGGCUUUUGUUUUGUUGAAUAUUAUUCUCGUGACGAUGCAGAAGACGCCAUGAGGUACAUCAAUGGAACUAAACUUGAUGAUAGAAUUAUACGAACUGAUUGGGAUGCUGGAUUUAUUGAAGGUCGGCAGUAUGGAAGGGGUAGAACUGGAGGACAGGUUCGUGAUGAAUAUAGAACAGAUUAUGAUGUUGGUAGAGGAGGUUAUGGUAAAAUAGUUCAGCAAAAAAUAUCUUCAACUGAGACUUUGGAUGCUUGAAAUUGAAUUCAUCAAAUCGAUCAUUCUGUGAUAUCAUAAGCAUUGAUCCAGCUUUUGUACAACAAAACAUUUUCUAAAUACAUCUGCAGUUGUGCAUAUUCAUUUUAUUUUAAGAAGCAUUUCGUCUUUGGUUAAUGUCAUUUUCCUAUGUGUUGUUUUUAUUCUAAAGUUAGUUGAAAGAUUACCAUAACAUUUUGCUUGAAAUAAUGACAAAAGAUGUGUACAAAACAAAAUAAUGCUUAAGCUAAACUAUAAUUUUCUUCCAUUGAAUGUAGAAUUUUUUAUUUUUUUUAAUGUUUAUUUUUAGUUUGAACUCUUAAUUUACGUAAGAUGUAACUACUUCUAUUAGAAAGUAACAAGUUUUA